This is a messenger RNA of Amoebophrya sp. A25, 4295 nucleotides long. The record is from the annotation of a GenBank genome assembly. NCBI's taxonomy places the organism in Eukaryota, Dinophyceae, Syndiniales, Amoebophryaceae.
CAUCAUUUUGUGAUUCUUGCCGACGUCGAAGCCUCUUAGUUAAGAGAAGUAUUAGCAAAAACAAUAUCGAACAAGAUGAUGUUUCAAACCGGCGGUUCUCGCCCUUCCUCUGCGUCUCGCGGUCGAGGGCGUCACACACGUCCUUCUACUGGUGGAACAACUACGCAGCAAAGCCCGCAGAAGGGUGCCACUGCUGCACUCCUUUCUCAACAAGUCGUCCCCUCAAAUCGAGAUCUGGAGAAAACGCUGACAAAAUACCUGAAGGAACAAGGGGCAAAAGUGGGAGUCGAGGUUCUCACCAGCUGGCUGUAUCAACGAGGCAUUGUGCGGUAUCGUAUGGGAGACUACCUGAGUUGCUCACGGGAUUGUGAUCGAGUCGCGGAACGGUGUGGCGGUACAACUUUUUAUGCUCAUCUUAUAGUCUUGAAGUCUUCAUCCCUUCAACUUUUAUGAAAAAUUAAAAUCUAUCAAUUACAUCUUCAUCUUCAUCGCACCUUCACCAGGUUGUGUCCACGGUCGGAUUCUCUUCCUAAACGCAAAAGCACAUCGACGAUUGCGCAAUUGGCGUUCUUUCGGUUUGAACCUGUACAGAGCUUGCGUCGAGGCUGUGAAUAUGGAUUACUACCCGAUGUUCAGUUCCGUCGCUGCCCUCUGUGUCAUGACACCCAUCUUCGACGAGACGGAGAGUCUCUUCACCGGCGUUUUGCUGGUACUCCAGAAGUCUCCGCGUGCUCUGCUAUCCUUGCUAAACAGCGGCACCGGCGUGGACUUUUUUUGGCAUGUGAUCGUGGACGAUUCCGCACGAAGUCCACCAAAUAGUCCUCGUUGGGCUGCACGAUUUAGGAAACGCUUAGAAGAUUUUGCCCAAGAGAUGAAUGCAGCUGUGCCUUCUGGAGAUAACACCAUCGCUGCUCUAAAAAGUGACAAUCUACUUCAGGCAGAUGCGGGAUCUCCAAGAACACCAGGAACUGGUCACAAAUCAGCGCACUUCGGAGGCUCUUCUACAUCAAAGACACAUGUGGAGGUUACUAGUCUCAAUUUCUCAGCAUCACCACAGAAGAAUCCUACCAAAAAUUAUUCCUCGCCCGAAGUUCCGACCCCGAGUAAAGGUCCGACGUCUAUACUGAAAAGCCCGUCUCGAGAUGUGGUUGGAGGUGGCACUUCAGGAGGUGCUGUCAUCUCGAACAUGGAGGAAGGAAUAGGCGUCACCGACAUUCUCUCCGACGAAGAGCUCGUAGCCGAACGUAAAGCAAAGAACAAGGCCUCGCAAUUUCUUAACGCAUUGGGACUGAAGAUUAUGAGAAUGGUUGGAAGGUUGUCGUUAUCAUUAACUAAACAGUUGUAGGCGCGGCACAAGUUUUAGUUUUAAUUUUUGUAGUAGAGUAGUGUUCUCAAUCCUCACAUUUGAAUUUUAGUUUGGCAACGUUCUCCUAGGGCAGCUGCCUAGUUAGUCUCCCUCUAAACUACCCCUAGUCUUCGGAAUGACCGAGAUGCGACACGAAGAAUCCUGGAUGGGCCCCUUCGAGUUGAGACCCGACCUCUUCAGAAGUUUCGUCAAAUUCUGCGAUCCCAACGUGAACUUGCAUCUGAGUUUUACGACUCUAUCCCUCUACGCGGAGUUGGUUCAGACACAUCCACAUCUGGUCAACCUGGACGACGACGUGAUGCUGAGCAAGGUGUUUGACUGCUUCUUGUCGGAGAAGAACGAACUGCUGCACGCUUGCACGAGGUUUUUGCUGUUAUGGUGGCAAGAAUACCUGACUUCUCCUUCAAGUUCAUGGAUCCUUCAAGUAGAUUUUCCUCCUCAUCAAAAUCAGUCCGAGUAUACCAAUCGUGAUUAUAAGUAACAAAAGUUCUUUUUUCUUUCAAUGUUGGAGAAUUUAUUUAGAAUUUUUCAAACCACUGCUUAACGUGCUACUUCCACAUCGAAAAGUAGGAAUCGCUGACGCUGCCCUACAACAACCUCCAUGUAAGUGCAUCUCUAAUCUCGGAAGUCCACAACGUGCGACCGGACGUGCUCCGAAAUACCAUGUUGGACCUCUUCGUGAAAUUCCUGGGACAAAAGCCGACAACUCUGCGUGCGUUCAUCAUGUGCACGAUGCUACCUCUGGUGGCGCAUGCAACGUUUGAUUCUGUACUUUUCACCAUUGAAGAAGUAGAUUUUCAAUUUCGAUAGUUCUAGCAUAUGACGAUGACACAUGGAAAUCAACAGGAAGUAUGAUUCCACUUCCUCAUCCUCCUUCUUGUUCUUGAUAACAUAACCUUCCCCUUGAGCGCCUCACUCUCAACAAAAUCGCCACAGGUUUCCGAUCCGAAGAGUUGCAUUGACGAAUUGUCUGGUGAGGAGAAACGAAAUUUGCUCAAGUAUCUCAAACUCGGCAUCGACAACUGCCUCGAAAACCCACAACUUUGGGCCCCAGUACGACGAAAUAUCGUCGGGUUCCUGUUGCUUUUUCUGAACCACAGCUCAGAUCCCUUGGACGAUGGGAUGUUGUUGGCCCAGUGUCUAGACGAUGAGAAGUUGGGCGGUUUCUUGCUGACUAGUUGCGGUGGGGGGACGCGUAAUGUCGAGACGGGAACGCGUAAUGUCGAUGAGUCUCCUAGCAAGAGCGCUUCUGUUGAGAAGGAAGGACAAGAGAGUGGAGCCCCUGCUGCCGCUGCUUCCUCAUCUUGGGGCAAGAUUCUGACUACAUCUCAUGGCGCAGUGCUGAUUCGUCGCAUUGUCGCUCUAGGCUGGCUGUUUCCUCAAUUCGCAGAAGGACGGCUUGUCGAUAAACUCGUCACGGCACUGGAAGGAAUCUAUGCGAAACUGGCUAUGGUAAGGGCAGACAUAAAAGUCGGAGAGGCAUCGAAUGUGAGGACCUUGCCGGAUGGGAAAUACUCGUCUGUUGUGAGUUCUCCGAGACACAGCAGUCAGACUCAGAACCAGUCACAAGGAGGCCCCCAAUAUCAACAGCACUCAUCAUCUAGUACCACAUUCUUGUCCCCGAUGAAGACGCCGCGAGGCCGUAGCUCCUGGUCUUCCUGUGGAAAGAACAGCAGCACAAGAGGACGAAGUGCGAGUCGUUCAGGACAAAAACAAUUCGUGGGGCAACGUAUUGGAGGCUUAGAUGACUCGCGUUUGCAGGCUCUGCCUGUUGGGGGACACAGUGUUACGUCUUUUCUUGGUGGGUCGCCUUCAUCGCCUUCGCCAACAAGACGGACCACUAGUCAAGGAUUUUUCGAUCAGAAAAGCGUCUUCUCCGAUGGUGACGGAGAGCAGCAGAAAAAGCAACGGAUUCUCCAGUCUCUGCACAUGAAGGCUGAAAAGCUUGAAGCCUUGGGAUCGGCACUGCUGAGAGCUUUGGGAUUGCUCUUGCUGAAACAGCCGAAUUUGCGUUUCGGCGUCGUCGACGACCCCUAUUGCUCAGGUGAAAGUGAGGCAGACGCGCAGGCCCGCGAAGGGAAGGAACAGCGAUUGCAAGCAGAGAUCCAGAGUCAGUUUUUGGGCAGAGUGGGAACGUUUCCGACGCAUCACGAACAAUGGCUCUUGUCGCUGAGGCCAGCAGUGCGAGUCUGUGGCCGCAGUGCAUUGUCCAACAUCUCAGCAACCGACCUGCAGCGUGUUUGCCGUGGUCACCGGCUGGCAGAACUGUUCGAGUCCUUUGGUGGGAAAGCCGGAUCUUUUUCAAAGAAUGACGGGAUUGCAUCGCCGAUCAAUCGAAUGCAACAGAAGCCGAUGGACUUUGAAACGACGAUGGCAUUCGCAGGCGGACCGCAUAGGGAAGGAACGCAUCAGUCAAUGCCAACUCCCAGUGCGAAAGAACAGGGUACUUCAAGAACCUCCAGAUCCUCAGUCUCGCCAAAUAAGCGAGUACAUGGUGCAGGUAUUGUGCAUGGUGGAGCAGCGACACAUGCCGCACUGUUGUGCGGCGGACCAGGUGGUUUUGAUGGAGCCACAAUAGAACGGCAAUUACGUCCGAGACCUGCGAGGAGAAACUCUGCUGGAUCCGCUAACUUGAGCAGUGCGAGUCCUUCAAAAGGCGGUGGUAUUCGUAGGCGUUCAGGUGAGCACCAGGCGGGAACGUUGGCGAUGAUGUCUCAAUACAGUGAAGGGCCUGGGUCGUCAGGAACGAAGAGUUUUUACGGAGGUGGGACAACACUGGGAACUUCGACUUUAAAAAACCACUAUCCUAGAGAUCGAAGCUUCUCUGCUUCGCCAACCAAACGUGGAACUCGAUGAUAAGUAGGUGUUUUUCCCUUUCCCUGCGUGAAUAUUUUUGAUGAUCACACUCUUUUGUCCCACAACAUUGAAC